GGAGCAUGGGAUUUGGGCAGCCUUUUGAUCAGUCGCUGAGCUGAGGUUCUGAUGUCGGACGAGAGUGUGCCGAGAAUUUAUUAAUCUGAGGCACACACAUGCUCAAAUCGACCAGCAGCCGAACUGCGGCAUGGGACGCGUGACCACACUGCGCCUUCGCCUAUCGAAGGCUAUGCAACCAGGAUAUUCUCCGCAUGGCCAGCGCCAUGAUAAAACCAAAGAGUUGCUCCGCCGAAUUGACAAUUGAAGGCAACCUCAAACGCAGCUACGCAGAUUGACCGGGUGGUACUAUCGUCUCAAUAAUCUUUCCUCACCACGCCAUUAUCCAAUUACCAACUCAAAAAAUACCACCAUGACCUCGCCUACCACAAACGAACCCAAGAAGUCAGGCGGCUUCCGCGGGACCAUGUCCUCCCUCUUCCGCUCCCCCGCCAACGACAAGUACAACAAGGUUCUCGCCGGGGCACUGGACAAGGCCAAGAAGCCCGGCGACCCGUCCACGUCGUCCGACGGCAAGACGGACAACCUGUCGGACAAGGAGAAGGCCAAGGCGCUCGUCGAGCAGCGCGACGCCGCCAGCCCGAGCGGCAGCUUUGUGUUGGGCACGUACAAGCCGCUCAGCGCGAGCCAGGGGUAUGGGGAGUAUUACGUUGCGAAGGAGGCCACGGGGAGGUAAACUCGUUUGGAUAUGGCAGGACGGAAUGUUGGAUUGAAGACAUGCCAAUGGAUUGAUGGUAUGUCAGGUGGCUGUUGGAGAAAUGAAACCCACUGGGGUUCGGUUCCUCAUUCCUCACUUUGUGGCUGACUCCUACUGGAGUGUGCGGGGCAGGAAAUGCGGAGACAUCGUUCCAAUCGUCACAACAUACUUCUCAGCGAUGCCCCUUUCAGCUCCAUGACGUAUGCAGCUCAUAUGAUCCCCCCGCACCUAGCGCUAUUCCCAACAAUCUUGAUUCUUGGCAAG
This is a messenger RNA of Phialemonium atrogriseum, 961 nucleotides long. RefSeq lists its product as uncharacterized. Bases 353 to 676 code for a protein of 107 amino acids. The transcript has a single exon. NCBI's taxonomy places the organism in Eukaryota, Fungi, Ascomycota, Sordariomycetes, Cephalothecales, Cephalothecaceae. The record is from RefSeq and is a predicted model, not a curated record.